CCCAUCUUUUCAACUAGUGUGGUUUAAAAUUCUUAUCUUCAACUUCCACAAUCUCCUCCCUCACUCUCAACUCUGUACUCGGGUAAUCUCACAAGAAAUGGCUUCUGCAGCUAACCUUAAUCUCAAAUUGCUUGAAUGCUGCCAUUUCACAACCUCCAUUUCCAAACCCACUUGCCCAUUGCUCGCCUCGAGGCAAAUUCGCUUCCAGUCUUCUCCUGUUUCACUGAAAACCAAGAUUCCACCUUUCAAAAUUGUCCCAUUUGUAGCGCAGACUUCAGAUUGGGCCCAACAGGAAGAAGAUGAUGUAGAAGAAGAAGAAGAAAACAGUGGGAUUGAGUACGAAAGUGAUGGUGCUACAGAGGCUAAUGUCGCCGCUGAUUCAUUAGCGUGGGAGACUACAGAGGAUAACGUUGACGGCGACGGUGGAAGUUUGGACGAAUCUUAUACGGAGCCGUCGGAGGAAGCUAAGGUGUUUGUCGGAAAUUUGCCUUAUGAUGUUGACAGCGAAACUUUGGCUCAGCUUUUUGGUCAGGCUGGGGUUGUUGAAGUCGCUGAGGUGAUUUACAAAAGGCAGGCUGAUCAAAGUCGAGGCUUUGGAUUUGUAACUAUGAGCACUGUGGAAGAAGCUGAGAAGGCCUUGAAGAUGUUCAAUCGAUAUGAUCUAAACGGGCGAGUUUUAACCGUGACCAAGGCCACUAAAAAAGAUUCUCGACCAGAAAGGGUUCCCCGAACGUACCAUUCUUCUUUCAGGUUGUACGUCACCAACUUACCAUGGCAAGUGGAUGAUGCUCGUCUGGGGCAAUUUUUUAGCAAGCACUGCAAAGUGGUUGAAGCUAGAGUUAUUUACGAUAUCAAUACAUCGCGUUCACGUGGCUUUGGCUUCGUCACGAUGUCGAGCGAGAAGGAACUGAAUGAUGCCAUAGCCGCUCUCGAUGGGCAGGAUUUGGAUGGACGGGCGAUUAGAAUCAGUGUGGCUGAGGAAAAACCGAGGCGCAGAUUCUAGACAAAUGUUUCGUAGUCCAAUAUAGUGUAGUUUCUUUGUUGUGCUCCAGUUUUCCUUCACAAGUUCUAUUUUAAUUUGUAUGAUCAGUUCGAGGUCUAUUACAUGGAUUUUGUGAACAAGAAAUGUUUGAUUUUUGAUGAUUUUUCACGAGAACAAGAGGAAAUGUGAACCCAGAUGUUGAUUCAAAUUUUUAUUCUGAAUUUUCCACCCUUUUCUCAAUCCAGAGUCGAUGCCCAUCAAAUUUCAGUUCCUGAA
Striga asiatica is the source of this 1258-nucleotide messenger RNA. NCBI's taxonomy places the organism in Eukaryota, Viridiplantae, Streptophyta, Magnoliopsida, Lamiales, Orobanchaceae. The record is from the annotation of a GenBank genome assembly.